Oncorhynchus kisutch (coho salmon) is the source of this 3293-nucleotide messenger RNA. RefSeq names its product neural proliferation differentiation and control protein 1. Lineage: Eukaryota; Metazoa; Chordata; Actinopteri; Salmoniformes; Salmonidae. The coding region runs from base 277 to 1248 and encodes 323 amino acids. The transcript is spliced from 9 exons. The record is from RefSeq and is a predicted model, not a curated record. Gene Ontology annotation, cellular component: membrane.
UCCAUCUAAUCUCGCCUCUCUGUGUAUGCUGAAUUCCCCGCCUCCCCACUUUUCAACAAGCGCACUGCUAUUUUUAGCACUGCCACGGAUUAAUGUAAAGUGGCGCAUAGACCGUGAACCGGACUGUCCACAAGCAUUGUAGGACCUCGCUCGGUAUCGGUGAGUUACUUGUCACGGAAACCACUUGGCACGGAUUCGGAAAUCGAGUGGGGGGAAUGAUGACAAACCCCAUGUACCCGUUUCUGGCUUUCUUUUCCUAAAGAAACAUUUUCAAGGAUGCUGCUUUCGAAGCGGAUCGAACGAGAACCCCGGCCCUCGCUCCUGCCCGUGGUUCUCCUAUGUUUCAUUCUCGCCACUGUCAGUGCCAGCAUGCCAGCUGGGGGUAAGUGCCCGUACCACAUAGACUGUGCCCGUGAGGGGCGGCACUUCUGCAAACCUGGCACCUCCUACUGCGGCCCCUGCCUCACCCCAUUGGAAGAGAACGAGGAAGGACAGUGUGUAGCAAGGAAGAGGCGCCAUCACCAUGGUCAAGUGACAGCCUUCUCUGAUCUAGAUGAAGAGAUUGACUUCCUUCACUCAGUCAUUGCCAAACAGGAAGUGUCAGAGGUCAAACAAUCAAAACAAUCAGACACCCCCUCCAAGGCAGUUCCUAUGACUCAGACAAAGUUUCCCAGACAGAGAGGCAAGGCCCAACCUUCUGCGGAGCAGCCCACUACCGCAGCACCCUCUACCCGGACCCCGCAGCCUGCCACUGGGGUUCUGGAGAGGGUGGGACCGGGGGGACCUGGAGGCCCCAUAGCCAUCCCAUACCCCUCCAAGGACAGUCUCCUUGUCAUUAUGAUCUCUGUGUGUAUCAUCUUUGGCACUGUGGCCCUGAUCUUGGCUACAGUUUGCUGGGUAAGGUUGCAGAAGGAAUCACGUCUGGCCCAGAAGGUAGAUUACCCUGCAUUUGGAGGCAAUGGAAAUGGAACAGCCAACAGGACUUCAUCGGGGGAUAAGAAGUUGGCCCAGAGUGCUCAGAUGUACCACUACCAGCAUCAGAAACAGCAGAUGCUCUCCAUGGAAAAACAUAAAUCGGAGACGAAAGUCACUGACUCAGAAGUCACGUCAGAUGAGGAAGAAGUGGGUGGAGACUUCACUGUGUACGAGUGCCCUGGCCUUGCACCGACUGGAGAGAUGGAAGUGAAGAAUCCUUUGUUUGACGACUCUACCCUACACUACCAAGGGAAUCCCAAGGGAAUCCCAUAGGCUUUAAUGCAUGUUGGAACACGCAGACACCACACACACAGAAACAUACACCCAAUGAAAACACAAUACAAACCUACACACACACACGCAAUUUCUUUACUCUGGAAAAGACCAGCUUAACUCUCCAAUCAGGUUGCUCUCUCAAAACUGGACAGGCUUAUACAGAUGUCGGAUCUUAAUUUGAUGCAUUUUGUUGAAGAAGGAAUCUGCAGCAGGAAGAAUUGAAUGUCUAUUUAAUAUUGAGAAUCAAUACCAGGGGGCAGCUGGAAGCAGUGUUUUGUAGGCUAUACAAUAAUUUAGACUGUAGAUCCACUGACUAAUUGUUGUAUUAUAUGUUCAAGGCAAACAAUAAGCAAAAUAAAUUGGUUGUUAUCACAGAGCCUGUGUGGUCCAGUGGGUACAGCCGCUGACAACGGUAAACAUAUGCUAGAGUAGGCAUGGGUUGGAAUCUGGUCCACUAAUGUCCUUUGAGAAACUAGUACAUUUCUAGUUCAUCUCUGUGGGCUGUACAUUUACUCUUACUCAAGUCAUUUCUGGAGGAAGUAACUUAUUUUUUACUCCAUUACAUUUGACCAAAUUACUUUAGUUACAUAGAUUUUUUAUAUAAUAUUGUCGCUGUCGGAUUACAUUUUUUACAUGACUCGAUACUAUACGUCUGUAUGAACGUUUCACAACCACUUGACCAAUGAAAUGUAUUCAAAAUAGGUUGUCAUCAAAACUCUUAAGUCCAUUGUCUCUCAAAGUUGUCCAUCAAACCCAGUUUUAUCUCCACCACGGCUCUCGAAGUGAAGCGCACGUCUUCAUAUUUUUGUUCUUGGGUUCUUAGCCAGACUCGAUCAGAGGUAAGUUGUACUUUAAUUACCUUCUGCCUUUGUAAUAUUAUAUAUUUCUGAAGUAAGAUAAGUCAUUUCUAAUUAGCUAAUAUAUUAGAAAUAUAGAAAUUAACUAGCUAGCUUUGGCUGACCCAGACUGUGACAGAAAAAGUUUAAUCUCAUGUUUUUAGCUCCCCAUAUGACCUCUGGUGGACAUUCCUGCAGUCAGCACACCCCCUCAAAACUUGAGACAUCUGUGGCAUUGUGUUGUGUGACACAACAGCACAUUUUAGUGGCCUUUUAUUGUCCCCAGCACAAGGUGCACCUGUGUAAUGAUCAUGGUGUUUAAUCAGCUGUCAGGUGGAUGGAUUAUUAUCACUAACAGGGAUGUAAAUACAUUUGUGGGAAAAAAAAUGUAGAUUAAGACUUUUUUUGUCUAUCUGGAAAAUGUCUGGGAUCUUUUAUUUCAGCUCAUGAAACAUGAGACCAACAGUUUAUAUGUUGCGUUCAUAUUUUCGCUCAGUGUAGAUAUCACAUUAGGUUGCCAUUACAAGACAAGCUGUCUAAACUAGAUGCAGCGUCAACAAUGUAGCUAGCUAACAUUAGCAAGAUCAACAGGUCAGUCCACCGCAGCAUCCUCCCACACAUUAUUCUCCCUGUUUGUGUGUGUGUCAUUCUGUUUUUAUGAAAAUGCCUAUAAGCACCUCUUUCAUACAGUCAGUGUAUCAUCUCCGUAAGCUUUUUGUGCCCUAUAGAAAUCAUAUAGAUUGUCUUUAUAUUUAUAGCUUGUAGCGGCAGAACCGAGGCGAUAGGAGAAUGAGCCAAGAAAAUAAAAUACUCUUGAAAGUGGAAAGGAAGGGAUGGAGUAUAAAUACUGUUUUGUCUAGAAGGGAUAAAGCUUUUGUCAAAAAUAUAAAACAUUUCAUAACAGGUUAGGAGGAAUAAGUUAAGGUUAGUAAAAAAUGUUAGGAUUAGAUAAAAUGCAACAAAAAAACUUUGACUUUUGACAUCAAUUUAAUUCAAUAGUAAAAUGUGUCUGAUUUGCAUACUAGUAACACGAUUUGAUAAUGACAUUUCGGGAAUUGAUUGUUUUACUGUUGUAACACCUGUCCAUUCUGAGUGAGAAAUUGAACAUCACACUUGCUGUAAAUAUUUUUGUAUGCAUAUUCACAUGUACUUGAAAUGAUAUUGUGAUUGUCAUUAAUGCUAUUGAAAUUGUACAAUUAUUCCAAU